Messenger RNA from Stylophora pistillata, 1247 nucleotides. RefSeq names its product asparagine--tRNA ligase, cytoplasmic. Gene Ontology annotation, biological process: asparaginyl-tRNA aminoacylation. Lineage: Eukaryota; Metazoa; Cnidaria; Anthozoa; Scleractinia; Pocilloporidae. The record is from RefSeq and is a predicted model, not a curated record. Gene Ontology annotation, molecular function: asparagine-tRNA ligase activity; nucleic acid binding; ATP binding. Gene Ontology annotation, cellular component: cytoplasm.
GCUCCAGGUGGACAUGAAAUGGCUGUAGAUUUCUGGGAACUUGUUGGGGAAUCCCCCGCUGGUGGAGUUGAUAACCUAGUAAAUGAGGAAUCUGCCAUAGACACUCAGCUCGACAAUAGGCAUAUUAUGCUCAGAGGUGAAACGGUUUCCAAGAUCCUGAGAAUGCGCUCAACAGUUACACAAUGUUUCAGAGCUCAUUACUUCAAUCGCAGUUACGUUGAGGUAUUUCCACCUACCAUGGUGCAGACACAAGUGGAAGGGGGAUCCACUCUGUUUGAUUUCAAUUAUUUUGGUGAACCAGCGUAUUUGACACAGUCAUCCCAGCUUUACCUGGAGACAGUAAUCCCAGCACUUGGGGAUGUGUUCUGUAUUGCACAAUCAUACAGAGCUGAGCAGUCACGUACAAGAAGGCACUUGUCAGAAUACACUCAUGUGGAAGCUGAAUGUCCUUUUAUUUCAUUUGAUGAUCUCCUUGACCGAAUUGAAGAUUUGGUAUGUGAUGUCGUGGACAGAGUGCUGAAAUCCCCCCAUGCAGACAUACUCAAAGAAUUGAAUCCAGAUUUUAAGCCACCCAAGAGACCAUUCAGGAGAAUGAACUACAGUGAUGCCAUCAAAUACCUGAAAGAACAUGACAUUAGAAAGGAAGAUGGCACUUAUUAUGAAUUUGGAGAGGACAUUCCUGAGAUGCCAGAGAGGAAAAUGACAGACCAGAUCAAUGAGCCAAUCCUGCUGUGUCGCUUUCCAACCAACAUUAAGUCUUUCUACAUGUACAGAUGUCCAGAGGACAAGGGUCUGACUGAAUCAGUUGAUCUUUUGAUGCCUGGAGUUGGUGAAAUUGUUGGAGGAUCCAUGAGGAUGUGGGAAUAUGAGGAGCUGCUGGAGGGUUACAAGAGAGAAGGAAUUGACCCCACACCUUACUACUGGUACACUGACCAGAGGAAAUAUGGUUCUUGUCCACAUGGUGGCUAUGGUUUGGGACUGGAGCGAUUCCUCACAUGGCUUCUGAACAGACAGCACAUCAGAGAUGUUUGUCUCUACCCACGCUUUACUGGAAGGUGUCGACCAUGAAACAGAUGUUUCUUGGAAAAUUUGAAAUGACCAUGAAGCAGUCAAUAUGCAAGAUAAAUUGAAAAGUGUACUGAUGGCAGUUCCUUAGUAGCUAGAAUGUGACAAUUGCUGAAGUGUUGUAAUACUUGACUGUACAACAAAUGAAGUGCUUCACAAAAUAAAGAAUUGUGUGCAAAAAA